Molecule: messenger RNA, 937 nt
Organism: Camellia sinensis
Lineage: Eukaryota; Viridiplantae; Streptophyta; Magnoliopsida; Ericales; Theaceae
Source: RefSeq, a predicted model, not a curated record
GUGGAGUGAAGUAGGUAAAUAUUCAUGUUCUUCUUUUCUUCUUACAUAAUGAUGAAAUCUUUUGUUGGUAUGAAGGAUAGGCAUCUUUGAGUUUUAGCAAGUGUUGAUGGGUUCGAAUGAUGAGAGAUGCAGCGAUAAUUUUGAUUUAGGGCUUGACAUCUCUCCAAAAGAGGACUGCGAACUUAGGAGUAUAAUCAUCGAUGAUGAUAAGGAUAAAUUUGUGUCCAGAAUUAAUCGCCAAAAAUAUAAAGCUGAUGUGGUGCCGCUGGUGCACUGGGAAUGGAUUUUUGACUAUGGAGCCCUUAAAUGUGCUGCCGCAUUGCUUCAAGGAGAGACCAGUCAGACAGUUGAUUUCUACAGCAGUGACACAUUCAGAUUGCCCAUGAUGCAUACACUGGCUCGUACUUAUAACUAUGACUUUAUCGAGUUAUUUAUUCGCCAUGGAGCUUCAUUUGAUCACAGGUGUUAUGGUGUUGGACAAUCUUUGUGGUACCUAGAAGGGAAGCCGCCACUAAAUACAGCUGUUGAAUCAAUAUCAGCUCUGUUUUCCAGGUCAUCAAUAUUUUUUGAGAUGUGGAAUCCUAGAAAACCUUUCUUUGAGUUGCUUGUAGAGCUGAGCAUGGUCAUAGAGAAAAAACAGACGAUUCUAUCAGGGUGCUUGUCGCAUAUCUAUCCACCAAUAUAUCUUAAGUCAAGACCUGAGAGGCGUUUAGGUGAGGUUGACUCAGGGCUUUUAACAGUUUUUAGAUUUAUGCAACCAACGAGGUAUGCAAUUCGAGCAAAGGAAUUGGUGAAGAAGAAGCUGAAGGAUGGAGAAAUGAAUGAUAACACAAAGGUUGGUAUCGAGGGACUUGAGGAAUCGGUUACGGAAGAGCCAAAGGCAGCUAUCUCUUUUAGUUCUAGCAAGAUGGAAGCCAUUUAUUCAAAAAUUUGUUAG